This is a messenger RNA of Anneissia japonica, 768 nucleotides long. Its product is annotated as dynein heavy chain 5, axonemal-like. NCBI's taxonomy places the organism in Eukaryota, Metazoa, Echinodermata, Crinoidea, Comatulida, Comatulidae. The transcript has 3 exons. The coding region runs from base 32 to 523 and encodes 163 amino acids. The record is from RefSeq and is a predicted model, not a curated record. Gene Ontology annotation, cellular component: dynein complex. Gene Ontology annotation, biological process: microtubule-based movement. Gene Ontology annotation, molecular function: dynein light intermediate chain binding; minus-end-directed microtubule motor activity; dynein intermediate chain binding.
AAGAAAUCUAGGCCUAGCAAAAGGAGCCAAGAUGCAUGGCAUGAUUGUGACUGAUGGUACAAGUGAAGCUCUUAUUGGAAAUUGUUUAUACUUCAUCAAGUCGGAUGCUAGCACUGCCAUCAAUGCAAGGAAUGUACAUGAGGAAGUGAACUUCGGGAGAUUCAGCUGUCAAAAUGCUGGAAUUUUAACUGUUCUUCCUGCUCUCCAACAACUGUUGAGUAAAGUUCACAAUCCUGCAGCCCAUGCACUUAGAAACUGGGGAGCACUUUCAGAAACACCUCAUGGGAAAAAGACCAAGCAGAUUUUCCUUGAUUCCUUUGAUACAUUCAUCGACUUUAUCAAUGGUGCAAAAACUAGCAUAUCAGGUGCUGUGAAGCUGCAUGGCUGUGAUAGUUUUGAUGUCGCAAGUCUUCUCACUCCUAGUGAUUGCUUAGCCGCUGCUGCCAAUCCAGACACUGUGGCAAUCCUGGAAGAUCUGGUGCAUCAUUGGUGUAAAGAAAUAGAACAAGUAGAUAACACCUAAUUAUAUAUCUUGGGCAUCUGUAGCACAGUAAUAUAGACUUCUGGAUAGAUUUUAAAUCCAAUUUCAAGCCAAUCCAAAGUUUAAUCAUUGGUAGAGGAAAACAGUAAAGGUAGAAUUCUGAAAAACACAAGCAAGGACCAUGAAUGGCCCUUAGUGAAUAUUAUAGAAAUCUUUGUUUAAUCAUAUCUUAUAUAUUUUUAUCAUGUUUUGUGGGGGUGGCAGGGGUGGAUUUAGGGGGUCCCCUU